Molecule: messenger RNA, 892 nt
Organism: Solanum dulcamara
Lineage: Eukaryota; Viridiplantae; Streptophyta; Magnoliopsida; Solanales; Solanaceae
Product: transmembrane emp24 domain-containing protein p24delta3-like
Exons: 4
Coding region: 137-772 (211 amino acids)
Biological process (GO): endoplasmic reticulum to Golgi vesicle-mediated transport; Golgi organization; intracellular protein transport
Cellular component (GO): endoplasmic reticulum; Golgi apparatus; COPII-coated ER to Golgi transport vesicle
Source: RefSeq, a predicted model, not a curated record
CGUCCAAAAUAGAGAGUGUAUUAAUUAAUUGGGAAAUUACAAAAUACGAGAAGAUCGAUCUCCUUCUCCGAUUUUCCAAGAUUCCAUUUUUGAAGAUCCCAAAGCUCUGUCAGUCAAAAUUCUGAAGUAAAAGGGAAUGAUGGGUGACAUGAGCAGAUGGGUAUUCUUGAUGGUACUCUGUUUAUUGCACAAGGGACAAGCUAUAUGGUUGACUGUGCCGCCCAUUGGAACUAAGUGUGUUUCUGAAGAACUUCACAACAACGUCGUCGUUUUGGCUGAUUACUAUGCCCUACCCGAUGAUCAUAACCAUCCCAACCCCACCCUUUCCGUCAAGGUCUCCUCUCCAUUUGGUAACACUCUUCAUCACAAGGAGAACACGACACAUGGUCAGUUUGCCUUCACAACAACUGAGGCUGGAAACUAUCUAGCUUGUUUUUGGGUUGAAGAUGGUCAUAAUCCAGGAGGUAAGAGCUUAAAUGUUGGCCUUGACUGGAAAACCGGAAUUGCUGCCAAGGAUUGGGAAUCAGUUGCCAGAAAGGAGAAGAUAGAGGGUAUUGAACUUGAGCUGAGAAAGCUCGAGGGAGCUGUGGAGGCCAUUCAUGAAAAUUUGAUUUACUUAAAGAGCAGAGAAGCAGAGAUGCGGUCGGUUAGUGAAAUAACUAAUACGCGGGUGGCUAGCUUUAGUCUUGCUUCAUUGGGAGUCUGCGUCCUGGCCGCGGUUUUACAAAUUUUGUAUCUUAAGCGAUAUUUCCAAAAGAAGAAGCUAAUUUAGAUUUUGAAAUCACAUUCUAGAUGGCAGAUAAAAUCUUAGUACUAGCAUCAUUUGGCACUUUUUAUGAAACACAGAAUUCUUCACUGUAUCAGAUAAUGAAGGCAAAGGUUUCAUGCUUUA